AUCAACACUUAAACACCAACUCAACUGAUGAAUAGAAAUGAUGUUUGCCCCCAUUUCAGAAGAUUACCAUGAAUCAACAGCCAAGAGGAAACCUCGACUGCUUUCGUCUCAGGAGGUUAUAUUAAACUCAAUCCCCAGAUCAUUGCCCCAGUCCCCCAUUCUAUCUCUCACCCCUACUUCUUCCAUUGCUUCCUCCUUACGACUGAGUUUAACCGUCAAUGUUAAUGCAAUCCCUGCGUCUAACAAUGGGUCCAUGUUUUCUUCCCUUGAAGAAGACAGUUCAUUGUUAGAUUCAGGUGGUUAUAUUGGCAUUGAUCAUGACCUUCUGAGACUGCCCGUCCCUGUUUCCCCUGGUAAUGGUCAAUCUGAUACAAAUAAAUUUACAACAACAGUUACUACAACUACAACUACAAGCAAACCCGCACCACCAAGAGCUGGCUCGAUUAGCUCAUCAUUAUCUAUUCCAAAUGAAUUAAACAUCACUAUUGAAAAGGCAACCCUUAAGGAUUACCAUCGAGUAGCCAAGACACUCAUGUUUGGGUUCGAAGACGAUCCAUUCAUGAACUAUAUUCUUAAUACUGACAAGUAUAAUAAACAUACCACUCCAGCUACUGUCUACAAACGGAAAAAGUUGGAUUUGUUUUUGUCUUAUUUUGAGUAUGAAACUUAUGAAGUGUUAAACACCAACGGUACUAUCUUUGUCAUCAAGGAUAAACAAUUAGAACAGACACUUGCCGAAUUGGAUGUAAACACUGAUAAGUUUCCUUACCUUGCUGUUGCUUUAUGGAACCCCUUGAACUUGUACGAAAGUGAUGAAAGUGGUGAUAGUGAUGAAGAUGAAACGUUCUCCGCUGCUGAUCUCAAAUUUAAAGAUAAGAUCCAUAAAUCAUCAUUGAAGUUCAAUUACAGGGCCAUAUUAAGUAAAUGUCGUUCUAAAGUGUUUAAAGAUAAACUUCCUUAUUUAAUCAAGGUUCGUAAUGAAAUUCUUAAUGCUAAUUUGGACGAUUUGGAUUCCCAAAUCUGGUAUUUGGAUGAUAUUGCUACAUUGCCUAGUAUGAGAGGUAAAGGUCUUGCCAAGCUUCUCUACAACUAUUCUUUGGACAAGUUCAUUUCUGAAAAUCCAAAUAGUGUGAUGUAUUUAGAAAGUUCUAAUCCUGUCAACAGAAACUUUUAUUUGAAAUUAGGAUUCCGUUUAUGCAGAAGUUAUUCUGUCAAGUAUAAUCGCUAUGUUGAUUCUGACAAAGUUGUCAAGGAUAUAAAGAACGAAGGUGUUAACAUGGAUGCUAUGAUAUACUGUCCAUCAACUGGUUAGCUGGUAGUUUGUAAAUGAGCUGUUUUUCUUUGGGGAUAUAUACUAUUGUUGUUUUCUUUUAGUUCGUUGUAUAUCCUGCUCUAGUUUUUAGUUUAUUAAACAUAUGUUUAAGUUUUAAGCAGAGAUC
Molecule: messenger RNA, 1439 nt
Organism: Spathaspora passalidarum NRRL Y-27907
Lineage: Eukaryota; Fungi; Ascomycota; Pichiomycetes; Serinales; Debaryomycetaceae
Exons: 1
Coding region: 38-1312 (424 amino acids)
Molecular function (GO): acyltransferase activity, transferring groups other than amino-acyl groups
Source: RefSeq, a predicted model, not a curated record